This is a messenger RNA of Sipha flava (yellow sugarcane aphid), 693 nucleotides long. Its product is annotated as ATP-dependent DNA helicase pif1-like. The record is from RefSeq and is a predicted model, not a curated record. Bases 305 to 631 code for a protein of 108 amino acids. Lineage: Eukaryota; Metazoa; Arthropoda; Insecta; Hemiptera; Aphididae. The transcript has a single exon.
CAAAGAGAAAGUUUCUUAACAAUAUAAAUACUGGACAACUCUGCAAGGACUAGGGGUUUAAGGCCUACCAUAGUGUUAAUCUGGGCCUGCUCAUAAGAGUUCUAAGAGAAUCACUUAAGAAAUAAUUUCCAAUUUAUUGAUGAAAACGAAAUCGUAAACUUUCCAACUGAAUUUUUGAAUUCUCUGGAUUUGCCAGGAAUGCCACCACACAACCUUCAAUUGAAAAUUGGUUCACCAAUUAUUCUUCUACGUAAUUUAAACCCACAACAAUUAUGUAACGGUACACGUUUAGUCAUAAAAAAAAAUGACCGAAAAUAUUCUUGAAGCAACAAUUUUGUCGGGAAAAUUUAAAGGAGAUAUCGUCCUGUUGCCACGUAUUCCACUGAUAGCGUCGGAAUCUCCAAUACCGUUUAAAAGGCUCCAAUUUCCGAUUUGUUUAGCUUUUGCGAUGACUAUAAAUAAAUCUCAAGGCCAAACAAUGUCUAUUUGCGGUUUGGAUUUGGAAAACACAUGUUUCUCACAUGGACAGCUAUAUGUUGCCUGCUCACGUGUAGGAAAACCAUCAAAUCUCUUCGUGUUAGCGAAAGACAGGUUAACCAGGAAUGUUGUACACAAAGUAGUACUUAGAUAAUUUUUAGUUUUAAUAAUUUAAUUUAUUUUUGUAUGUUUUUAAUGUAUAUAGUAUAUUUUGUA